AUGGUGGGAGAGGACAGUAGGAAAGGAAGGGAUGUGAGAGAGGGGGAGGAAGGGUGGGAGGGAGAGAGGACAGGGGGAAAGGGAGAGAACGACAGGGGGAAAGGGAGAGGCGGACAGGGAGAAAUGGAGAGGAGGACAGGGGGAAAGGGAGAGGAGGACAGGGGGAAAGGGAGAGGAGGACAGGGGGAAAUAGAGAGGAGGACAGGGGGAAAGGGAGAGGACAGGGGGAAAGGGAGAGGAGGACAGGGGGAAAGGGAGAGGAGGACAGGGGGAAAGGGAGAGGAGGACAGGGGGAAAGGGAGAGGAGGACAGGGGGAAAGGGAGAGAAGGACAGGGGGAAAUAGAGAGGAGGACAGGGGGAAAGGGAGAGGAGGACAGGGGGAAAGGGAGAGGAGGACAGGGGGAAAGGGAGAGGAGGACAGGGGGAAAGGGAGAGGAGGACAGGGGGAAAGGGAGAGGAGGACAGGGGGAAAGGGAGAGGAGGACAGGGGGAAAGGGAGAGGAGGACAGGGGGAAAGGGAGAGAAGGACAGGGGGAAAUAGAGAGGAGGACAGGGGGAAAGGGAGAGGAGGACAAGGGGAAAGGGAGAGGAGGACAGGGGGAAAGGGAGAGGCGGACAGGGGGAAAGGGAGAGGAAAACAGGGAGGGCACUGGCCAAGCGAAGGUGGGACGCGAGAUGCUUCGCCACCGUCGCACAGAUGCUUCGCUCCGCUGCUCGCUAUCGUCGCCCUGGUGCUCGCUAUCGUCGCCUUGGUGCUCGCUAUCGUCGCCCUGGUGCUCGCUAUCGUCGCCCUGCUGCUCGCUAUUGUCGCCCUGAUGCUCGCUAUCGUCGCCCUGGUGCUCGCUAUCGUCGCCCUGGUGCUCGCUAUCGUCCCCCCGCUGCUCGCUAUCGUCGCCCCGCUGCUCGCUAUCGUCGCCCCACCGCUCGCUAUCGUCGCCCCGCUGCUCAUAUGCGACCACCGAUAUCUAGCUAUCGUCGCCCCGCUGCUCGCCACCGUCGCACCCAUUCCUGCCUGUCGCUGCCGUUGCGCCUUUGCUACCGCAGAUACAUGA
Molecule: messenger RNA, 1053 nt
Organism: Closterium sp. Naga37s-1
Lineage: Eukaryota; Viridiplantae; Streptophyta; Zygnematophyceae; Desmidiales; Closteriaceae
Source: the annotation of a GenBank genome assembly